UCAGCUAAUGUUGUCAGUAUCGGGUUCCGUGGAAACAGUGGGAAUAAACACCAUGUUAUUCCAAAUCGCUGAAAAAAACAUGACUUUCCUAUUGCCAAAUCAAGGUUUUCUUUGACGGUAUCAAGCUAACAGAAUGGCUAGGUCUCUUUACUCGAAUAGCGCUCCUCCUGACCUAACAGGGAGCUGGUACAACACAGGCUUUCAUGGACAUUAUAGAAGCAGGCCUCGUACAGACUUCGCGAUACCUUUUCGCCAAAGAGUAAAACCAGCUCCUCCACAGAAGUUUUUGAACUAUUCGAAGGAGCGUUCUAACAGCCAUUUAUUUUCACGACAUGAUAACAGAAACACUCACAGCGAUAUGGGGGAUCUGGAGACAUUCUUUGGAAUGGGCCUUGGUAAGCGGAAAUACACAAGGGCAAGUGCUGGUAUUGCAACGCAGCACACAAAAAGUACACAAGACCUAAUUACCUGGAGAGGCAAUGAAAAUGACUCCAUGGUAUCAACAUACCGUACACACUUUGAAAAGAAUCCUGCUAUUACACCAAUUAUUAAUGAAACAGAGCCUGUCCAUAUAAGAUCAAAUUUGAACCUUAGGAGACGGCAGUUGCGAGCUGCCUCUGCUCCACCAACAAGACAAGCACCUCCUUUAUUGGCAUGGAAUGAGCCUGAUGAAGCAUUCUAUGCCAAACCAGGAGUGGGGCUCCGACCACAGUCAUCAUUUGUCCGACAAGGGCAGGCCACUGCCAGUCCCUUUGCAGCAACAGGGAACACUGAAUAUGGGCUUGUUGCCCGACCUAAGUCAUCUCUAGCUUUGCAAGAAAGUACUACAAGUGCUUCUGACAUCACAGAGUCAACACCAAAUUCCAAAAGUUUCACUCUCUUGGAGACAAUUACCCCGUUGAAAACGGUUUAGAUUAAGAUGUUGUGACUUGAUAUCAUCAUCAUAUUCAUUUCUAUUUGUUACAAAUAACUUCAGCAUCAUUUAUUCGCUUAGAUUAUCCAAGGAGAGUUAUUAUUGAUAUAGCAGAGUUAUAGUCGGUGCACUUUGAUUUGUAAAAAAGAAAUACAUUUUUGCAUGAAAGAUUA
Molecule: messenger RNA, 1086 nt
Organism: Nematostella vectensis (starlet sea anemone)
Lineage: Eukaryota; Metazoa; Cnidaria; Anthozoa; Actiniaria; Edwardsiidae
Exons: 4
Coding region: 134-913 (259 amino acids)
Source: RefSeq, a predicted model, not a curated record